CCGGCAGCCGCGGCUAGCUCGGCCCGGGAGCACGGGAUACGAGUCCCUGUUUCGCGCCACAGCGAAGUGAACCUACCCGGACCACCCCCACGAUGCCGGCCUUCCGACAGGUGGGAGAGAAGCAGCUGCCCCAGGAGAUCAUUUUCAUGGCCUGGUCUCCCAAGAGGGACCUCAUUGCCUUAGCCAACAAAGUGGGGGAGGUUUUACUUCAUCGACUAGCAAACUUUCAGCGGGUUUGGAGUUUGCCACCAAAUGAAAAUACUGGAAAAGAAGUGACAUCUUUGGCUUGGAGACCAGAUGGAAAAAUUUUGGCCUUUGGUCUUGCUGACACCAAGAAAGUUAUUUUAUGUGAUGUUGAAAAGCCUGAAAGCUUGCACUCUUUUUCUGUGGAUACGCCUAUUACUUACAUGCAUUGGAUGGAAGUAACUGCAGAAAGCAGUGUUUUAACAUCCUUUUAUAAUGCUGAGGAUGAGUCAAAUCUCCUCCUGCCUAAACUACCUGCCUUGCCAAAAAACUAUAGCACUACUGCAAAAAUUUUUAGUGAAGAAAAAUCAGAUGAAAUUAUGAAGCUCUUGGGUGAUGUCAGGCUUAAUGCUCUUGUCCUUGGAGGAAACUCUGGGUUCAUUGAGAUCUAUGCUUAUGGAAUGUACAAAAUUGCUACUGUUACAGGGGUUUCUGGUUCAUGUCUUGGCUUAUGCUUAUCAAGUGACUUGAAAUCAUUAUCAGUUAUAACAGAGAUAGGAGAUUCUACCAGUAUUAUAUCAGAAAUUUCAUAUUUUCAGCUUGAUACUAGCCUAUUGUCUACUUACUUACCUGAAGUUACUCGGAUGGCCAGAAAGUUUACUCAUAUUUCAACUCUUUUGCAGUAUAUAAGGUUAUCAUUGACAUGCAUGUGUGAAGCCUGGGAAGAAAUAUUGAUGCAGAUGGAUUCUCGUCUUACCAAAUUUGUACAGGAAAAGAACACAACAACUUCAGUGCAGGAUGAAUUCAUGCAGCUGCUAUUAUGGGGGAAAGCAAGCCUUGAACUUCAAUCCCUCUUAAUGAACCAGUUAACAGUAAAGGGCUUAAAAAAGCUUGGCCAGUCUAUAGAGUCUUCAUACUCCAGUAUACAAAAAUUGGUCAUAAGUCACUUGCAGAGUGGCUCUGAGGCUUUAUUGUACCAUUUGAGUGAAUUGAAAGGAAUGGCUUCUUGGAAACAAAAAUAUGAACCUCUUGGUCUGGAUGCCGCUGGAAUUGAAGAUGCUAUUACUUCUGUGGGUUCUUUCAUAUUGAAGGCAAAUGAACUUCUUCAAGUUAUAGAUAGCAGUAUGAAAAACUUCAAAGCAUUUUUCCGGUGGCUGUAUGUAGCAAUGUUGAGAAUGUCAGAAGACCAUGUGCUUCCAGAACUGAACAAGAUGACUCAAAAAGAUAUCACAUUUGUUGCUGAUUUUCUUACUGAGCAUUUCAAUGAGGCUCCAGAGCUUUAUAAUCGAAAAGGAAAGUACUUCAAUGUAGAAAGAGUUGGCCAGUAUUUGAAAGAUGAAGAUGAUGAUCUUGUGUCACCACCUAAUAUCGAGGGAAACCAAUGGUAUGAUUUUCUUCAGAGUAGCACUCACCUUAAAGAAAGUCCUUUGCUGUUUCCCUAUUAUCCUGAAAAAUCAUUGCAUUUCGUGAAAAGACAGAUGGAAAGCAUUAUCGAUCAUUGUUUACAAAAACCAGCAGAUGUUAUUGGAAAAUCAGUGAAUCAGGCUGUCUGUAUUCCCUUAUACAAAGCUGCUAAAAGUGAGGACUCUACAUCUAGAUUGUUCAAAUUGCCCUUCCUCUGGAAUGACAAAUCUUCAAAUCUCCAUUACGUACUCUUUACUAUGUCAGGUAGUUCAGCUUCUAAAAUUUACAUUUUGAGGAGACAUACCGACAUAUCAAGGUCUGUCAAUAAUGGACUACUUGCUGUUGAAUUUGGAAAUUUCUUGAAUACAACAAAUGAAAGCUUCGAAAAUAGCUCCUACAGCUGUCUUGAUGCACAUUUUUAUGAUGAUGAAACAAUAACAGUGGUUCUUAAGGAGAAUGAAGAACAAGAAGGCAAAGAAAGAGUUUUGGCUCAGUUACCAUUGUCUUUAGUAUAUACUAAAGAAGAUACUCCAGAGAAGGAAUUCAGUGGCACAACUUGUAAAAGGCUAGAUGAACAGAGUGAUAUUGUACCUACACAUACUGUCUUCCUGGAGAGUCAAUGGAGAAUACUGGAGAACAUGAAAGCACAAUAUGUUGCUGUGAAUGGUUUUCGGAAAGUCUCUUGUGUAUUAAGCUCAAAUCUCCGUCACGUUAGAGUAUUUGAAAUGGAUGUAGAAGAUGAUGGGGAGGCAGAAGAGGAGGAUGAAGAAGAGGAGGAGGAAUCUUCGUCCCAUCUUGUUCCUGAAAUAUAACCAUUGGAAGGACAUUUCCCUUUGCUGGUGUUUCUUUUAAAACUGCCUGAAGAACUGUAGUUUUUAAAGCAAACAUAAAUUGAAUUUGAGGAAGAGAAUUCAGUCUUUUCUGCUUCUCAAAAAGUAAGUGGCAGGACUUAUUCUUGUUAGCACAAAGAGUUUACAUUUAAACAGUUGUCAUUUGUUAUUGAAGGAGGCUAUUCAGCUUCUUUAGUAUUAAACAAAUUUUAAUCAGCAAUAUGUAAUACUCUUUUUAUUCCAUUUCUUCUUUGUAAGACCCCUGAAUGCUUUGUAUUUGUUAUUUUUAUAUUUUCAUUCUCAGUUUAAAACUCUGAAUGCCUGCAGUGCUAAUUUUGUAAACUGUGAAAAGAUUGAUGUUGUCCUUAUCAAUUAAAUAGCAAAAAUACUAUUUGUCCCUAAAUUAUUAACUUUCCUCAUUCUGUUAUUGUACUUGAGCUUUUGAUUCUUUCAAUCAACAAUAUUGACAGCUAGAGCUAUUGGGUAUUAAGGACAUGUAGCAGACAUCUGCACAAUUUUACUCCUUGGGAACAUUAGGAGUAAUAGGUUCAACUAAAUAUAAUUUAGCGUUCGUGUUAAUGAACUCCUGUGCACUGUUGAUUUCUUAAUGUUCUUUCCCAAUUAAUGGGUAUUAUUCCUGUGCAACUGUCAAAUAGCUUUCACCUUUUACCUCAGUCCUCGCUGUAGCGUGUUGGUCCAUACAUAAAUCAGUUUAUAAAGACUUAGGAUUUCUUCAGGCUGGAAAAUGCAACCAAACGAAUGGUCAUGUGUAAGACUAUUAUGUGGUUUGUCUGUUGUUUAAUAUAUUGUUUCUUUCCUUACACACUACGAAUAAAUUGGUCAGAAUGUG
Molecule: messenger RNA, 3267 nt
Organism: Vombatus ursinus (common wombat)
Lineage: Eukaryota; Metazoa; Chordata; Mammalia; Diprotodontia; Vombatidae
Gene: ANAPC4
Product: anaphase promoting complex subunit 4
Exons: 30
Coding region: 93-2399 (768 amino acids)
Biological process (GO): anaphase-promoting complex-dependent catabolic process; positive regulation of mitotic metaphase/anaphase transition; protein K11-linked ubiquitination
Cellular component (GO): anaphase-promoting complex; nuclear periphery
Molecular function (GO): protein binding
Source: RefSeq, a predicted model, not a curated record